ACUUGGCCGAUUAAUUUGUUGACCAAAAAUACAACAGCGGACGGUGUUCAACUAAAAAAUAAAAUGUCCCCCCGCAUCCUAAAUAAAUGCAAAAACAUAUGUUGUGAAAUAUUAAUAAUCUCGUUUGGACUGUAGCAAAUUCUGGCGGAAAGAGAAAGGUGAAAUACAAAAAUAAUACAAAAAAUAAAGUAUUCCUGUUUAUUUAAAGCCUAUCAAAAAAUUUGAACGUAUACAUCGAAAGCUCCAUUUUUAAAUCGCUAUAACAAAAAAAAAUUAAACAAAAUAAAAUGUAGCAACGAAUAAAUUUUUAACAAAGGAUCUAACGAAAAACGGAGAGCAACGACAACGAACAAAGGCAAAAAAAAUGCUGAAUCCCGUGAAAAGUGAAAGCAAUUAAAAUUCGUUUCAAAACAAGAAAUGAAUUAUUUCUCGGUGCAGGAUAUAUGAAAAAUCAACAGAACGGUUUCCCAAUACUAUAUGUGUACCAAUAAGUGAGUGCGUGUGCAAUUGUGUGAACACCUACAAAAAAAGCGGACACGUCAAAUAGAGGAGAAAAAGGAUACGAAAGCUUGAAGUAAAAGGACAGCCGAGCAAACCGAAGUCGAGGAUUAUUUUCGCCAACAUUGGAAACAAUAAACCUGCCAGCAGUCAUAAGAGCAGCAGUAAUAUACAUGGGUGCGUGUAUAUAAAUCUGUGACUUUCAUGUGAUCAGGAUGAAAUCCAGUCAGCCGGCAGCUAGUCUCGUCAUCCCAGCCAAGCAGCACAGAUAGUCACAUCGAAAUAGGUGAAGACAGUUCAACAACAGCUCGCUCAGGUCAUACAACUUGAUGCUCCACUGUGCCAGGAUGGGGGAAAACCAGCUGCUGCUGUUGCUGCGGCUCCUGCUGCUUCCUACAGUCCUCUUUGGCUGUAUGGACUGUUCCGGGGCCUCCACGGCGGACAUCUACAAGGGCGCCCGGCUGGGCCACCGCAUCGUCCAAACGCGCUACGGCCGGCUGCACGGACUCAUCCUGCCGCUGGACAGCUUCCGCUUCCUGCGAUCCGUGGAGGUCUUCUUGGGCGUGCCAUAUGCAACGCCACCCACCAAACAAAAUCGGUUUAGUCCCACGAGAGCACCAGCGCCUUGGGACGGCAUUCGGAUAUCGGAUAAAUACAGUCCCGUGUGUCCGCAGCGAUUGCCCAACAUCCAAAAUGAAACGGCGGCUCUGGAGAAGAUGCCCAAGGGUCGCCUGGAGUACUUGAAGAGAUUGCUGCCCUUCCUGGAAAACCAGUCAGAGGACUGCCUGUACCUAAAUGUGUUCUCGCCGGUCAAUGCCGGGGCCAAUGAGAAGAAGUUGCCGGUGAUUGUGUUCAUACACGGCGAGUCCUUCGAGUGGAGCAGCGGAAAUCCUUACGACGGCAGUGUCCUGGCGAGCUACGGAGAAGUUGUGGUGGUGACACUCAACUACCGGCUGGGAAUAUUGGGUUUCCUCAACGCCAAUCCCAAUCCACAUGCCCAUGCGAGGGUGGCAAACUACGGGCUCAUGGACCAGAUGGCCGCUCUGCACUGGAUCCAGCAGAAUAUUCAAAAGUUUGGCGGAGAUCCCAAUUCGGUGACGUUGGCGGGUCACGGAACUGGUGCAGCCUGUAUUAAUUACCUGAUGACCUCGCCUACGAUGGUCCGUGGGCUCUUCCAUCGGGCUAUUCUUAUGUCCGGCUCGGCGUACUCGUCCUGGGCUCUUGUCGAGGAUCCAGUACUGUUCGCCAUCAAGCUGGCCAAGGAGGUGAAUUGCACCAUUCCCGACGACAUCAAUCGGCACCACGAACAGAUUGUGGAUUGUCUAAGGGAUGUGCCUCUGGAGGACCUCUACAUCGCCGACAUUCAGGCUCCCAAUUUUCUCACAUCUUUCGGACCUUCGGUUGAUGGCGUUGUCAUACGACCCGGACAUUCCAAUCUCGAUAUCGAUGAUUUAAUGGCGCGCAACUCGAGGCGCUCGUCAGCGGACUCCGGCUUCCAGUCGUCCGCCGGGGGUGGUGGCGGUCAAGGAGGCGGUGCUGGCGGUGGAGGAGGCGGUGGCUCCGGAUCGGCGUUCGGCGGUGGAUAUUUCGGCGGCGGCGGGGCGGGAGCGAUGAACAUGGGCGGUCACUAUGACGUCCUGUUUGGCGUCGUUACGGGCGAAUCGAUUUGGCGCUUCAGUGCCCACGAUAUACAAAAUGGUUUCGAGGGCGAGAGACGCGAUAAAAUUAUCCGCACCUACGUCCGCAACGCCUACAAUUAUCACCUCAAUGAGAUUUUCUAUACGAUCGUCAACGAGUACACGGAUUGGGAUCGCACCUCGCAGCAUCCGAUCAAUACCCGCGAUACGGCUGUGGCUGCCCUAUCCGAUGCCCAGUUUGUGGCACCGAUUGUGCGGGCUGGUGAUAUCCUGGCGGCCAAUUCCCCGCCGCCAGUCAGCUCCUCCUCCCCCGCUGGGGCAGCGGGUGCAAAUGCGGCUGCCUCGACCUCGGCGGGGUCCACUCAGCCCUCCGGUCGGUGCUACUUUUAUGUGUUCGAUUACCAGACAAAGGACGGCGACUAUCCCCAGAGGAUGGGCACUGUGCACGGCGAGGACUUGCCCUACAUUUUCGGUGCCCCGCUGGUCGAUGGCUUUAGUCACUUUCCGCAGAACUACACCAAAUCGGAGACGGCUCUCUCCGAGGCGGUGAUGAUUUUCUGGACCAACUUUGCACGCACCGGCAAUCCCAAUGAACAUCAUCGCCAGGACUCGUCGCUGCCGGUUUCAAAGGAGCGCAACCGCUUUCGCAGCAUCACCUGGGAAAAUUAUGAUCCGCUGCACCAGAAGUAUUUGGAAAUAGGAAUGAAGCCGCGCAUUAAGAAUCACUUUCGGGCCCAUCAACUCUCGAUUUGGCUGCGCCUGAUACCGGAGCUCCAUCGCGCCGGGAUGGAGGAUGUGAUAGCCCGGCACAAUCUGUUCCGCAAUCACGACGAUAUGGACCUGUACGAGGGACCCGUUAAACCGGAUCCGUUUGGCAUAUCGACAGCCGCCGGAGCAACUGGCUCCUCAUCUUCGUCGUCCUCCUCAUCCCGCCUCCUGCUUGUCGAUGAGCAAUUGAUGAUGAAGAAGGGACGCGGCCUUAACGCCUCGGCCUAUUUAAACGGCAUAUUGGGCGUGACCACCGUGGAGCCGAACAACAUGUACACGACCUGUAUACCCAUUGGGGGAAACUACUCGAGCAGCGGUGGUGUCUUCGCACCCACCACUCUGGCCAACGCUUCCUCGGACACUUUGGCCUCCGGAUUCGAGGCAGCUGGCUAUGCGGCCUAUUCGACGGCCCUGAGUGUUACGAUUGCCAUUGGCUGCAGCCUGCUCAUACUCAACGUGUUGAUUUUCGCCGGAGUCUACUACCAGCGUGACAAGACGCGGCUGGAGGUGAAGACACUGCAGAAGCAGUACCAGCAGCGCAGUCUGCACCAGCAGGUCCCGUACCCCCCGGAACCCAUCAAGCACGCCCACUACCACAUGGGUCACUCGCAGAGCUCGGCCAAUGUCAUCGUGGACGUUGAGAGCCAUCAAGACCAGGCCGGCCAGGCGGCCAUGUUGCUCCAAGCCGCAGCGGCAGCCGCCGCAGCAGCGGCCAACGAGGUGAAGCCGCCGCCACCGCACAUCUGCUCAAACACAGGAAUGCAACAGCAGCAGCAAGUGGGUUGUGGCAGCGGUGGGGCCCUGAAUACCGGUGGCAUCGAGGGGUCUAAGGUGACCACUGACAACCUGGGCAAUGCCACCUACAGCACCAGCUCCAAGCACCAGCAGCAGCACCAGCAGCAGCGUGAGCACAUGCAAAUCAAGGGAAUGACUGGCACGCAAACUUUCGGACGAAGUGGCUCCGGAUCGGGGGGCGGGGCUGGCGGCGGUGGCGGUGGCGGAGGCGGUUCCGCUUCCGGAGGCGCCUCCGUGGUGGUGUCUGGCAGCAGCGUGAGCUACAAUCCCGGCAUGAUGACGCUGCCCAAGUCGGGCGGCCUCCACCACGCGGCCACUUUGAAUUAUGCGCGCAACACGGCCGCCUUGAAUAUGUCGGGAGGCGGAACCGCCCUAGUGGAUAGUCGCGGCAAUGUCCUGCUCACCAGCACCGCAGUGGGUCCUGGAAUGGGCGGUGCUGGUGCAGGAGCUGGAGGAGGAUCCUCUGGUGGCGGCGGCGGUGGAGGUGGAGGCGGAGAUUGCAUGACCCUGCCACGCAAUCUUAGUUUAGCGGCCGCAGGACGACACAAUCCCACGACAGAGCUGCAGCAAUAUCAGCAGCAACAGCAGUCGAACAAACAUCAGUCGAAUGGAGCUGUCCUCACUGGGAUGCAGUCGCAUCACAUACGCGGACCACGCCCACCGCUCCGCACCGCCUCCUCGACGACAACGAACAGCAGCAGCAAUAACUCGGCGAUGGGCGUGGCCGUGGGCGGAGGCGGCGGCGUGGGCGUGGGCGUUGGCAACAUGCUCCUAGACCAAACGCCAUCCGGCGGCAGCAGCAGCAGCGGCGUGAGCAGCGCCCCCAGCUCCUCGAAGGGUCACCACACCCACUCGCACUCCCACGCCGCCCACCUGGUGCACUCGCACGGCGACGGCCUCGUCCUGACAUCCGCCUCGCCUGUCGGCGGCCAGCAGCAGCAGCACCCGCAGCAGCAUCAGCAUCCGCAUCCGCACCCGCAACAGCAGCAGCAAGUGCCGCAGGCGGCGAUGGACGAGAUGCGCGAGUUCUAUGCACCGAAGCAGUCGGAUGACGGCCAACUCAAUGGGACACCACUGGAUGGAGACGCAGCUGGAGAGGCAGCGGGAGUGGGGAAGGCCGGCGGAGGAAGAGUGCCAGUGGGAAUGGGAGUAGGUGCGCCACCAACCUCCACCAGUGACCACAAGCAGCGGCAGCUAAAGAAGCUGCGCUUCAAGCGGGAAAUCCACGCCCUGGCGCUGGAGGGUGGCGAUGUGGCCAGGGGCUACUGCUCCUGCGACGAGCAGUGGACGAACUCCUCCUCGCCGACGUCCACCACCUCGGCCACCAUGUCGCCGACUCUGCCAUCUGCCGGAAGUGCAGGCGGCGCUGGACGCCAUGCCACCGGAAACGGGCAUGGAAACGGGCAUGGAAACGGGCCUGGAAACUCCAGCGGUGGCAGCAGCGGUAUUGUCAAAAUGGCGGCGACUGGAAAGCGAAGCGAGCGGCUCAAGCAGCAGCAUCAUGUGCGCUUUUCCGACGAGAAGAACUUCUCGGACUGAGAGGGAAAACCAACUACUAGACUGCACCUAAUCUCUGUUUAGUCAUAGGCUAACGUUUUUCCCCUCCUCCCAAAAACGGAGGGGAGAAACCCAAACAAAUUAUCUAAAAAUCCAGAAAAUUAUAUGAAAAUCCAUAGAUAAAAGUUAGGAAGUCAGCUAAGAAACACUGUAAAUAUAGUUUGAAGGUGUGUUAGUUAAAUAUCUGUGUUUAGUUGCUCGAUAGAUCUGUUGUGAACCAUAUAUGCAUAUAUAUAAAUAACAUAUAUAUGAAUGUAAUCAAGUAGCCAAGUAAGUGUAGCACAAAUGCAUUUUUUCCACUCAUCAGCAAAUUGAAAGCAAAUAUUGAUGGAAAUUGUUGAUAACGGCAUUCCGUUGAUGGCAUUGUAAAUAUUCUAGAAAAAAUUAACACAAAUGUGGUAUUAUUUACUUAAAGUAAAAACACGAAAAUGAAAUAAAACUACACUAAUCAUACAAGAAACACAAACAUGGCUCAAAAUCGAUUAGAUUAACAAGGAACGUAAUGAGAUGCAUAAUUAAAACAAAUAACUAGUUAAAUAUUUAAAUAAACUCUGAUGAUGAGGAAUAAACCAUGGACGCUUUUUUUAUUGUGUACAAAACCAACCAAAACCAAAUAUAAAAUGCUUAAUUAAUUGAACAGUUCUAACACUCAAUCGAAUUAUUCUAACACAGGAAGUUUGUUGCAGAAACGCAAUAACGCAAUUCGAUGUUAAUGCUUGUAAAAAAUAUGUUUUAUGCUGUUUUAAUUACUAAUUUCCUAUUCAACUUAUGAAAAUCAACUAUUGUCCUUUUUUACUUUACAUUUUAUUUGAUAAAAUCCUACGAAUCUUAUAGUUACCUCAACAUAACAGAAACUGCCAACAUAUAAAUUUUUUUAUUACAAAUAAAUGUAAUUUGUUGUUUGUUUGUUUUUUCCGAAAUGUCUGCAUACUAUUAACUACUCUUCCAGUUUCUUUGUAAAGCAUUCUGAUAAAACUCAUAGAAAGCGUCGCCAAAAAUAAACACGAAAUAUGAUAUUUCUAUUUUUAAGACUAAAUUUAUAAUCGUCUAGUUUACAAUAUAAAAGGAAGAAUGACUCGUGAAAAACUAAAUUAAGUGAUCUAUAUGAAACAAACCAUUAAACUAAAAACAAUAAAAGCUAAAUUAAA
Messenger RNA from Drosophila yakuba, 6403 nucleotides. RefSeq names its product neuroligin-1. Gene Ontology annotation, cellular component: postsynaptic membrane; synapse; cell surface. The transcript is spliced from 13 exons. Bases 828 to 5237 code for a protein of 1469 amino acids. Gene Ontology annotation, biological process: modulation of chemical synaptic transmission; postsynaptic membrane assembly; chemical synaptic transmission. Gene Ontology annotation, molecular function: signaling receptor activity; neurexin family protein binding. The record is from RefSeq and is a predicted model, not a curated record. NCBI's taxonomy places the organism in Eukaryota, Metazoa, Arthropoda, Insecta, Diptera, Drosophilidae.